UAUUCGUCUAGGCAUUGCAUAGUUUUCAGAUGCGCCUAGAUGAUCCCCAGCUUUUAUCACCAGAAAUUAUUUGGAAUAUGUUGAUAUCUUAUCGAGAUAUCCAGGACUACCACGCAAUGGUGAAGUUAGUGGAAGAUCUUGCACAUGUCCCAAAGAAUCGCAUCACAAAUAUGCCCAAUAUUCAACAUCUUUAUGCUUUUGCAUUAAACAGACGUGACAAAAAAGGCGACAGUGAUAAAGCUUUGAAGGUUAUUCAACAGGCAAUUGAACAAAGCAAUCCACCUGUAUCUGAUAUGUUAUGUUUAUGUGGCCGCAUAUACAAGGAUAAAUUUGUUCAGUCAGAGUACACAGAUCAGAAGUCACUAGAACAAGCUAUUCAUUGGUAUAGGAAAGUGUUUUGAAGGGAU
Octopus sinensis (East Asian common octopus) is the source of this 407-nucleotide messenger RNA. Its product is annotated as mitogen-activated protein kinase kinase kinase 15. The transcript has 6 exons. The coding region runs from base 30 to 401 and encodes 123 amino acids. Lineage: Eukaryota; Metazoa; Mollusca; Cephalopoda; Octopoda; Octopodidae. Gene Ontology annotation, molecular function: protein kinase activity; protein binding. The record is from RefSeq and is a predicted model, not a curated record.